GCGAGAGAGCAGUGAAUCGUGCAGUCGAGCAUUGCUGUGUUGAGUGUCGGACACAGACUUCUACAAUUGGCUACACUCUCCACUUCAAGAAAAAAAAAACACUUAUGCAUGGAAGCUCGUACACGCACUGAAACAAAUAAUGUGAAAAUUGAAAGCAUGUGUACUUUGUCCGUUUAAACCCGUCAAUUCUACUUUCUAGUUUUUUUAAUCGACUUCAAAAUUAUUCAAAUCUUUUGGAUACGCGACGUGAGAUGCCGCAAUGUUUCGAGGAGUAUGGCCACGCGUAAGCAUUUUGUGGAUUUUGUCAACAGUUUUGUUUUUUGCAAAAGUAGAGGAUGUUGACUCUUACAGCUGUCAUGAGGUGAAAACCGCGUUUCAAAUGCGGCAGAUAGGUCGGCUGAAAUGGGUACCGGAGGUACCUGGCACAGAUGUGGACCUGCUGGUGUGUAAACACCAGGGCCCAUCCUGCUGUACUCGCAAGAUGGAGGACAGCUACCAGGCAGCGGUGAGACGGGAGACUCUUCAAAACAUCCACUCCUACAGCUUCGAGCUCAAGUACCUCAUCUCAGGACAUGCACUCGCCUUCCAGGAUACCUUCCAGUACCUGCUCUCCUUUUCGCAGGGUCACCUCAGCUCCCUGCUGGAGAAUUCCUUCUCCUCCCUCUCCCGCCACGCACUCCCCCACGUCAACCAGCUCUUCUCCACCCUCUCCCUCUUCCUGCGAGGCAGCGACGUCGACGUGGAGGCCGCCGUCCACAGCUUCUACGACAACCUCUUCCCCCUGGUGUACAAGCGGCUGGUCAACCCCGGCAUCUCGUCGGAGGAUACGGUCGACCGGCUCGACUGUCUCAGGAUGACCCGCCAGGACAUCAACCCCUUUGGGCCCCACCCAGCUGCGCUGGCUCUGGAGCUGGGGAAGGCACUGGGGGCCGGCCGCGCCUUGGGCCUGGCGCUGGAGGAAGGGGUGGAGGUGGUGAACGCCACGGAGCACGUGGGGCUGUCACGGGAGUGCACUAGGGGGUUGGUGAAGAUGCAGUACUGCUCUCACUGCCGGGGGCUCACUCUCAUCAAACCGUGCGUGGGCUACUGUCUGAACGUGCUGCGUGGGUGCCUGGCCAGCGUGGCCGAGCUGGACCAGCCCUGGAGGCGCUACAUGGCCGUCCUGGAGGAUCUGACCCACGCCAUAGCAGGCCAGCACAGCUUGGAGCUGGCACUGCUGGGGGUCAGGGAUCAGGUGAACAAAGCCAUCCUCCAUGCUCAGCUCAACGGGUCCCUGAUCACCACCACUGUUCUAGAGGUCUAG
Hypomesus transpacificus is the source of this 1303-nucleotide messenger RNA. Its product is annotated as glypican-5-like. The record is from RefSeq and is a predicted model, not a curated record. The transcript has 4 exons. Gene Ontology annotation, biological process: regulation of protein localization to membrane; positive regulation of canonical Wnt signaling pathway; cell migration. Gene Ontology annotation, cellular component: plasma membrane; extracellular region; cell surface. The coding region runs from base 260 to 1303 and encodes 347 amino acids. Lineage: Eukaryota; Metazoa; Chordata; Actinopteri; Osmeriformes; Osmeridae.